UUCUCCUCCAUUUCUCCAUCCAUCCAUCCAUGUCGUGUUGUUAGCUUCGUUUUCUUCUUGUUUCAUCAAUCCAAGGAGUGUGGAAGGCCACACGCCAAGAUUAUAUCUAUGCUAAUUUGAUUAGCAGUAGGAUUAAUUCAGUGGCUAGCGUAGCUUGAUUAGUUGGUUUAAUUAGUUGGAGAGUAAAGAAGAUGUUGGGAGUGUUCAGCGGCGACGUGGUGGAGGUGCCGGCGGAGCUGGUGGCCGCCGGCAGCCGGACGCCGUCGCCGAAGACGCGGGCGUCGGAGCUGGUCAGCCGCUUCCUCGGCGGCGCCGAGCCGGCCGUGUCCGUGCAGCUCGGCGACCUCGGCCACCUCGCCUACUCCCAUGCCAACCAAGCCCUCCUCCGCCCAAGGUCAUUUGCAGCAAAAGAUGACAUCUUCUGCCUGUUCGAGGGAGUCCUGGACAAUCUUGGCAACCUGAACCAGCAGUAUGGUCUGUCCAAGGGUGCCAAUGAGGUGCUCCUUGUGAUCGAGGCGUACAAGACGCUGAGAGACAGAGCACCUUACCCUGCUAGCUUCAUGCUCUCGCAGCUCGCCGGCAGCUACGCCUUUGUGCUCUUCGACAAGUCCACCUCCACCCUCCUUGUGGCCUCUGAUCCGGAGGGAAAGGUGUCUCUGUAUUGGGGGAUUACUGCUGAUGGAUCUGUUGCCUUCUCUGACAACAUUGACCUGCUUAAAGGAUCGUGUGGCAAGUCUCUUGCACCUUUCCCACAAGGCUGCUUCUAUUCCAAUGCUCUUGGAGUUGGAGGCUUGAAGUGCUAUGAGAACCCAAAGCACAAGGUGACCGCAGUUCCUGCCAAAGAAGAAGAAAUUUGCGGUGCAACCUUCAAGGUGGAAGGAUCUACAAUCCUCACAGCGCUGCAUUAGGAGAUUUUUGGAUCUCCAGCUGUUGUUGGGAAAGGAAAACUCUGUAGUCUGUAAAUGGUGGUGUAACAUAGUCGCAAGGCAUGCAUCUGAUCUGUAUCAUCAUCUUCCGUAAAGACUAGUGCUGCCAGCAUGGUUAGCACUUUUCAGUGUUUGGGUGUGUGUAUGAUCUGUAUCCUAUGCUGUUCAGGCGGAAAUGAACUUCAGGCCCAGCUGUGUCAGUUGAAUGUAGUUGUGUUGCAAAUAAGUUUUUCUUGUUUGUUAUCA
Molecule: messenger RNA, 1172 nt
Organism: Oryza sativa Japonica Group (Japanese rice)
Lineage: Eukaryota; Viridiplantae; Streptophyta; Magnoliopsida; Poales; Poaceae
Product: stem-specific protein TSJT1
Source: RefSeq, a predicted model, not a curated record